AUCCACUUUGCCGCCGAAGUACCUUCAACUUGCUCCAUUAGCCAGCUUCUCAAUCGCUUCUCGUGCUGCCACGAAACUCCCUCGUCCGAGAAACCCGCAAUGUCGCAAGAUUGGGGCACUGGAGGCGCCAGUCAGUUCACGGCAAGGACGUAUUCUGACGUACACCCGGCCAUCGACCCCGCCCAGUUCAAGCUCUCACACCCCUUCGUCGUGUGCGUUAUCGGGGCCUCACGGGGAAUAGGCACGGGCUUGGCAACAUCCUACGCCAAAGCCGGCGCCUCCGGUCUGGUUUUAGCGUCGCGGCGCAUAUCCGGACUCGAAGAGGCCGCCGCCGCCUGCCAAGCCAUCAGUCCACAGGCCGAGAUCGACGUCGCCCACUGCGACAUCGCCUCCCCAGAGUCAGUCUCAUCCCUCGCCGACCGCGUCAAGUCGCGAUUCGGCCGGCUCGAUGUCCUGGCCAUCAACUCGGGCUUUUCCGGCCCAUGCCUUACCACUAUCGGCGACGUCGAUCCAUCGACCUUCAAGCAGGCGAGCGAGGUAAACUACUUCGGCACCUUCCUCUGCGCCAAGUUCUUUGUGCCCCUGCUGCUGGCUAGUCCUGGCGGCGCCAGGGCCUUCGUGGCCGUCUCAUCGAUGGCUGCACUGAUUGUGCGGGGCCCCAUCGCCAACGCACAGUAUUGCGUUAGUAAGAUGGCCCAGCUGAAGCUCAUGGAGCAUAUCCACGAGGAGUAUGCCGGGCAGGGGCUGGUUGCCUACAGCGUGCAUCCCGGCGCGGUAGCGACUGAACAGGCGCUUGAUACUUCGCCGAACAUGUUUGUCCAGUAUCUUACAGACAGCGAAGAAUUGUGUGGCGCUUUCUGCGUCUGGUUGACUGCUGGACGAGAGGAGAGGAAGUGGCUAAGCGGGAGAUUAUUGAGUGCGAAGUGGGAUGUUGAGGAACUGGAGAGACGGAAGGAAGAGAUUAUCCAAAGAGACUUAUUGAGGACGAGACUAGCUCUUUGAGGGUAUAGAUGUCCAAAGGCUGGUGGCUCAUGAGGGAUCCAAUAUCCAGCGAGUGUAUUAUAAUUAGACAACUUGAAUACGCAACUCUCGCGCCAACAGGGAAAGCUACAUCCACCGUCCUAGCCUAAUGCCAAAUGAGUUC
Molecule: messenger RNA, 1144 nt
Organism: Phialemonium atrogriseum
Lineage: Eukaryota; Fungi; Ascomycota; Sordariomycetes; Cephalothecales; Cephalothecaceae
Exons: 1
Coding region: 100-1002 (300 amino acids)
Cellular component (GO): intracellular anatomical structure
Molecular function (GO): oxidoreductase activity, acting on NAD(P)H, oxygen as acceptor
Source: RefSeq, a predicted model, not a curated record